UUAUCCAUUUCACAUACUGCUUUCCUUAUUUUAUACAUGGUAGGUAUUUUGAUUAUAUUUUUCAAACACACCUCCCAUCUGCCAGUGGUUGAACUAACAGAUAGUCCACCAAAAACUGGCAGCUAAGGCUGAGUCAGUAUUGCAGGUUGGGAUAUUCGAACAGACCAAUGUUUUGAUAGCCUCACAGUGUUUUUUGUGGGAAUCAGCCGACAAACAUCUUACUUGUAGCUAUUUUACCUAAAACUACAUACUUCUUUAAAGAGCUUGAAUAUGUUUUUAACCUCUCUGAUAUCCUUCAAAAGAUCUUUUAACAGCUUUCAAUUUAGCAUUUGUUGGUUUUGUGUUUAGCACUGAAAGAGCGUUGAGCGCAUGUGUGCACAGGUGCGCGAAACAUUGUGCCACGGACGUUACGCUCCACAGCAGUGGAGUAAGAGCGCGAUACGCUGGAAAAGAAAGAGAGCGAGGGAGAUAAAGGGAGGGAGAGAUCGCUUUAAACAGACGUGGACGGCUGCCUGCUGCUCAUUCCCCUCAGAGCUGUAGCGCAGAUGAAGCAUCACUGCUGAGCUCACCAAAAAACAGAUCUAAAGAGGAAAAAAAAGCAGGACAGAGGCUCAUUAGUGAGAAAUCAUUAUCAGCUGGAGGAAGUGAGUGAAUGCGUGUGUGUUUGAGAGAGUGUAAGAAAAGAGGAAGACCUCAGAAGAGAGAAAAGAAGUGGAUUUAUGCUGUCCAGUCUUGACAUCCCUCCUUUCCUCCUCCUCCUCCUCCUCCUCUCCUCCCCCCCUUCAGCAGGCGGGAUUUUUGUGGCUGACCAUGCGAGGAUCCUCUCAGUGCUGCGGGAAUCUCCUCUCCUCCUCCGGACAGUUCUGCAGCUCUCGUUCAGUGGCUCGUUGACCCCGGCGUGACUUUGACGGUUGUCUUUUUCACGAGGGAACAUCUUGAAGAAAAAGCAGCUCAACUUUUGAACUGUGUAGACGUCUCCUUUUUCCUUGUGCUCAAUAAUUGAUGCCGUUUCUCUGCUGCUGCUUGGACGGAAUCAGGAAGGAAAGUCAGGACUGUGACCCCCGCAUGAUCCCUCAUUGUGUCCUCUCUGUGUUGUAGACUGCAUCUUCUUCAUCCUCCUCCUCAUCCAGCAUGCAGGUCUCAAUCGCUUGCACAGAUCACAAUCUGAAGGGUCGGAAUGGGGACCACGGGAAAACGAACGCCACCAGCCCCAACGUGGUCAACGCGGCACGGGCGAAGUUCCGCACGGUCGCCAUCAUCGCCCGGAGCUUUGGCUCUUUUACCCCACGCCACCACAUCUCCCUCAAGGAGUCCACCGGCAAGCUCACCGGCAUGAAGUACCGGAACCUUGGGAAAUCUGGAUUGAGAGUAUCAUGUCUUGGUCUGGGCACUUGGGUGACAUUUGGAGGGCAGAUUUCAGAUGAAGUGGCGGAGCAGCUGAUGACUAUAGCGUAUGAGAGUGGGGUGAACCUUUUUGACACCGCAGAGGUGUAUGCUGCUGGAAAAGCUGAAGUUAUACUGGGAAACAUCAUCAAAAAGAAGGGCUGGAGGCGAUCCAGUCUGGUUAUUACCACAAAGCUCUACUGGGGUGGAAAAGCUGAGACUGAACGAGGCCUUUCUAGGAAACACAUUAUUGAAGGUCUCAAGGGCUCCUUGCAGAGAAUGCAGUUGGAAUAUGUAGACGUGGUAUUCGCCAACCGGCCCGACAGCAACACACCGAUGGAGGAGAUUGUCAGAGCCAUGACCUACGUGAUAAACCAGGGCAUGUCUAUGUACUGGGGGACAUCACGAUGGACAGCUAUGGAAAUAAUGGAGGCGUACUCUGUAGCGCGGCAGUUUAACCUGAUUCCUCCAGUGUGUGAGCAGGCUGAGUAUCAUCUCUUCCAGAGGGAGAAGGUCGAGGUGCAGCUGCCUGAGCUCUACCAUAAGAUAGGUGUGGGCGCCAUGACAUGGUCUCCUUUGGCCUGUGGGAUCAUCACUGGAAAAUAUGAAAAUGGUAUCCCAGAAUCCUCUAGGGCAGCUAUGAAGUCGUAUCAGUGGCUGAAAGACAAGAUAGUCAGUGAGGACGGACGAAAGCAGCAGGCGAAGCUGAAAGAGCUCAGUCAUAUCGCUGAGAAGCUUGGCUGCACCUUGCCUCAGCUCGCCGUAGCCUGGUGUCUGCGGAACGAGGGAGUGAGUUCGGUACUAUUAGGAACCUCAAAUGCAGAGCAGCUGACUGAAAACCUGGGAGCCAUACAGGUACUUCCAAAGAUGACAUCCCAUGUAGUCUCAGACAUUGAUCAUAUACUUGGGAACAGGCCAUACGGUAAGAAGGACUACCGGUCCUAGGGGCUCCGGACACACGCUCGGGGUGAAGGGAGAUGUGUGUGUAGCAGUGUUCGUGCCCUAGUGGUUCCUGCUCCAAAUCUGUUUCCAUCGUCGGUCUGACCUCUCUCUGAAGCCUUAGAGUGCCGUCCUCCAUAACCUGUACCUGCAUCCCUUCAGUUUCUGCUGGUGUGCUUUCGCACCCAUGACAGGUGUCCAGGUGUCACCUUGUUACGGCACCUUGCAGGAGAGCUUCACUCACUUAUGAACCUUAUAAACACCCAUCAUGACCCAUGCUUGACCUCUGCUCUCAAAACCAUCAGUCACUGGGAUGUCUGGCGGUAUUAGCACACAGAGUGGAGGAACAGAGCAUGUCGCCCUCUUGUGUUUGAACGCAGCAACUGCAAAUCUGUUUCACAGACUGUAGAGCGCUGACUCAGUGGAACCAUGUGCAUUCGUAAAGAUUCGAGAUGUUUUGACUGUGCAGGACUAUAUUGAUAUUUUAAGGUGUAUAUGUGUGUUUCAUAAUGUGAGCCACAGGUACAUGUGGUGGAAAAAUAACUCAAUGCACACCUCUGACCUAGGAAAUUACUUGAAUGAGGGUAGCAUAUGUGAUUAUUGAACAUGCAACUGUAUUAUAAACCGACCUCAAUCCGCACUGCAGUAUAAUAUACAGUAUUAAAGUUGAUCUGACAUGCAUAGAGUAUAUAAUGCCAGCAGCCUAAUGCAUUUAUGGUAAUGUUUGAUUAUAAUUGAGUGACUUGAUUUUCCCUUAGUGGCAUUAAGGAAGAAAUUGUGAAAAAGAAGUGUGCUUAAUUGCAUUGAAUGUGCACUUGUAGUGUACUUGAAAUCUUAAAAGUAAAAACUACUUCUAAUUUCAAUGAAAUAAAAGGCCACUUACAUGUACUUAAAGAGAGUACACUUUCAUGUUUCAUAACACUUAAUUGGACUUUUAAUAUAUUUUAAAUCAUUAGGUUUUAAUGAUCUUUUGUCAUGUUUUAAAGAAGUACACUUCUUUUGAUGUGUUCACUAACAUACUAAAGCACAUCUAAAGUACUUGAUUAUAAUUGUGUUACAUUUUAAGUCACUAUAUUUUAAAUGUACUAAAUUACAGCUUCAUCCUUUACAAAUGUGGAAUUAAAAAUAUAUUUAAACUCAUGACAUACAAGUUUGAAUAGAAAUUGUAUGAAAUUAUUAUUUAAGUUUACCAUAAUUGCUUGUCGGGACAUUCAGCAGUACACUUUAACUAUAUUUCAAAGGCAAUAAUAUAAUAUAAUAUAAAAGAUGUACUUAAGUCCUACUUAAGUGGGUCAAAAUAUACUCUAAAGUUCAGCUAUAUGCAUUUAAUGUAAAUUUCAUACAUUUAUUUAAUGAUACAUUUUCAUUGAAUUAACAUGCGGUUAACUUACCAAAAAUAUUACUUAAGUUUAUUCUUUUAAAGUACAAUCUACAAAAUGCUGGGUUAAAAACAACCCAAGUUGGGUUGAAAAUGAACAAACCCAGCGACUGGGUUGUUUUAACCCAGCAGUUGGGUUAAAUAUUUGCUGAACCUGCUGGGUAGUUUUAUUUAACUCAAAAAUCAUUUAAAAAUGACUGUAUUGCUUGCUUAAAAUGAACCCAAAGUAUGUUGGAAAUUAAAAUUUAAUGAAUUAUAAUUAAACAAUAAACAUUAAAUUGCUUAUUAAUAAAUGUUCACCUUUUGAUUAUUAUUGUUGCUUCUAUUAAUUAUGUGUGAUUUUUAAUUUCCAACCUCUUUUGGGUUCAUUUUAAGCCAGCCAUAUAGUCAUUUUUAAACAAUAGUUGAGUUAAAUAAAACUGUCCAGCACGCUGGUCAAACAUUUAACCCAACUGCUGGGUUUGUUCAUUUUCAACCCAACUUGGGUUGUUUUUAACUCAGCAUUUUCUAGAGUGUAUAUUAUUUCCAUAAUAAGUACUCUUUUUAAAAGUAUGCUAAAGUGUACUUCUUUUUCACAAAGGAUAAUUCACCCAAAAAUGAAAAUCCUGUCAUCAUUUAUUCACCCUCAUUUUGGUCCAAACCUCAAUGAUUUUAUUCCUCUGUAGGACAUCGUUGAUAUUCAUUGUAUUGAAAGAAAAAAAGUGAGACAUUUAAAAAGAAAAACUCAUAUAGGUUUGAAUCAACAUGAAGGGUCUGUGAAUGAUGAGAGUUUUCAAUUUGGGGUGGACUGUCCCUUUAAGGAUCAAGGAGCUCCUAAUCUGCAUGGCAGCGUUAUGAUAUAAUGGGAGUGAAUUUGAUUGACUGUUUGCGGGUGCCUCAUGUUUGAUUCUAGCUCUUGCUUGCCCUACUUGAAAGCCAUACUUUAUCAUGCCCUAGAUAUUUUAAAGACUGACGAGCUGCUUUACCCUGUAGUAUUUACCUUCUCUGAGCUUUUAGAUCCACUUGAAACCUGAUGGAUUUUGGCUUGAGGAAACAAGAUGGCUCUGUACAGAGAAACUUCAACAAUAGUGUUCAGAGGAACACAGUGUGUACAUAGUGUACCUUUAGUCUCCCUGCGGAGUGCCUUGAUUCUCACCUGCAUGAACAUUAGGGCUUGCCCAUUCUCCCAUGGGUCCAUGAGUGUAAUACUGUGAGCUUUUCUCAAUUGUAAAUGAAGUAUUUUACAAAAACGAAGAAAUCACACCAUGUGGUGACUAUUGUUUUCUAACGUUUGUAACGUUGUUUCUGAGAAAAGAGGAGUUGUUGGAUACACAGGCUGUUCUGAAUCUCUGCAUCAGGGUCUUUUAUCAUAUCAUGCAUCUCUCUCCCUGUAUGGCAGCAGUGACUUCUGUAAAUAUAAAUAUGUAAACAGUACAUAGAGGUAGAAUAUAUGCUUGAAAUAAAAACACAUAAGGCCAGUAAA
Molecule: messenger RNA, 5162 nt
Organism: Ctenopharyngodon idella (grass carp)
Lineage: Eukaryota; Metazoa; Chordata; Actinopteri; Cypriniformes; Xenocyprididae
Gene: kcnab1a
Product: potassium voltage-gated channel subfamily A regulatory beta subunit 1a
Exons: 14
Coding region: 1132-2328 (398 amino acids)
Biological process (GO): negative regulation of delayed rectifier potassium channel activity; potassium ion transport; transmembrane transport
Cellular component (GO): juxtaparanode region of axon; extrinsic component of cytoplasmic side of plasma membrane; membrane
Molecular function (GO): potassium channel regulator activity; voltage-gated potassium channel activity; transmembrane transporter binding
Source: RefSeq, a predicted model, not a curated record